AUGUUGGUGUCUUCGGGGUGGACUAUUAACUCGGUGGAGCUGUUGUGGUGGGAUCUGAUAGGCACACCUGACUUUUCUCUCAACACUGUGAGGGGAGAUAUUUGGACUUUGGACUUUGGAUUCACUAAUAAUCUGCAAGAGAAGGCAAUUCUUGCAAGUAGUUAUUCACAAAAGAACUAUGGUGAAGCAUGCAGAGUAAUAGACAGAGUUCUUAAGAUUGGAUUAAUAUCUGGAGGUAGCUUGGCUUUUGUGUUGUUCUUAGGGCCAUUUGUAGGGUUUUCAGAUAUAGAGGUGGUUGAGAUUACAAAAGCACAAUCUUUUGGGAUUAAGGCUAAGAAACCUACCUGGAAGAUUGGUUCUUGGUUUUCUCUUAAGAAGCUAUUGAAAAGCUUACCUAAAGUCCAGAUUGUUGAUGACAUGGAUCAUAUUGAUAAGGACAGCCUGUUAUCUGAAGAGGACUUGAAGAGACCUCAGCUCCCACCUGGUUUUCCAGUUGGUGAUUGUGAAGUUGGAAGCACAAGGAAAGCAUGCAAAAAUUGCUCAUGUGGAUGUGCUGAAGAAGAGGAGAAAGUGCAAAAGCUGGGAGUGACUAUGGACCAGUUGGAGAACCCCAAGUCAUUCUGUGGCAGUACAAACUAUUUUGAUUCUUGGAUUGGCAGAAAUACAAGGUUCACAAUAUUCAACAAUUUCAACAAUAUUAAAUGUUUGAAAAACUUUGAGAAAACGACAACACACUUGGGGAAAAAGGAAAUGGAACAUCUUGAGCAGGUCACAAGAAUGAUCAGAGAAGGGGUUCAUUAGUCGUAAAGAAUUAUGAAAGGCAAGAUGCAACUCUACUUAGUUCGAAUUUGAUCUUUAUCAUCUUUGUGUAUAUCUUUUU
This is a messenger RNA of Lactuca saligna, 880 nucleotides long. The record is from the annotation of a GenBank genome assembly. NCBI's taxonomy places the organism in Eukaryota, Viridiplantae, Streptophyta, Magnoliopsida, Asterales, Asteraceae.